Messenger RNA from Phytophthora nicotianae INRA-310, 1030 nucleotides. RefSeq lists its product as hypothetical. Lineage: Eukaryota; Oomycota; Peronosporomycetes; Peronosporales; Peronosporaceae. The record is from RefSeq and is a predicted model, not a curated record. The coding region runs from base 1 to 735 and encodes 244 amino acids. The transcript is spliced from 2 exons.
AUGCGCUGUCAGUUCACGGAAGACUCCGACGGGGAGGAGAUCGACUUUGGCCACGACUUCGACUUAAGCUGGAGCGGAGACGAAUGUUUCCAGGACAAAUUCAUAAAGACCCGAGAGGCACUGGCAUUUUUGGUUUUUGGCUGCUGUGGCUCAUGUGGAUCUAAGGACCUGGAAAUAUCUACUUGUGGAACAUUGUGGCGUGAAAUUGGGCAAGGCGAUCAAGACGGCCAUUCCUUUACGAAAGACCACGAGGGCCUGGAUCUAGUUGUAUUUUGUGGAACUGACCCUCGCACAAGACCGACAUCGGCGUAUCUGGAGACACUGACCCAGAUUGCAUCGCUCGAUACAGCUCUCGAGUCCGAUAAACCGGGUGUGGACAUUGUGAUCCCAUCGCUAAGUUUGUAUCCGUGUCACGUCAUGUCUUCCGACGGAGGGCCGAAUAUCCUGAAAAAUGUUCUGAAAAGUGAAAAAAUGAUCCACGAACUGUGGAAAAGUGACAAACACAAAGAAGUGCCGGCUGGACAAUUCCGCUGCACUUUUGUGCUAAAUCCUUUGGUUGCAGACUUGGAAGAAAUCACAACGUGGCCGGAGAUGGCGACCAAAGUGGGCAAACUGAUCACUAAAAGCCUGUGCUUUUCAGAAAUUGAAAUGCGUGUUCACAGAGAUCCCACGUACGUGGGCGAUGAGAGAACGUCCAGACUCCUAUUUGGAGAGCUAUUUUGCGAGGCUGUUUAACUCUGCUCGACACUCUCGUGAUCUGACAUACUCUGCCGAAUUGUAUGGUGAGUCAUGGGACUUGAACCGAUUUCAGAUUGAUUUGUUAACACUGGGUCGCGGCCCCGGAACUGGUUUCAGCGAACUUACAUGCGAUGGGAUCGGCCAUGGUAGUCAACCAGACCACAAAAAAAGCUGGCAAUGCACUUAUUUUUUCCGAUCCAACCGUACGACGACUUCAGUUUUGACGACGAGAUUACUACUCAAUGAGUGGUGGCAAUGGAUUGCGUAUAGCUUUUUCUCAAAGCGAGCUCGA